This is a messenger RNA of Helicoverpa armigera (cotton bollworm), 698 nucleotides long. Its product is annotated as pupal cuticle protein 36-like. The record is from RefSeq and is a predicted model, not a curated record. Lineage: Eukaryota; Metazoa; Arthropoda; Insecta; Lepidoptera; Noctuidae. The transcript has 3 exons. The coding region runs from base 86 to 619 and encodes 177 amino acids.
AAUAGGUCAGACGAGAGGCAGCAUCACAGUUCAACUUGAGCUUCACCCAUAUUAGGUUCAGUGAUCCAACAACUACUAAACAAAAAUGAAACUGUUCGUGAUCGCUGCCCUCGUCGCCGUGGCCGCUGGAGCUCGCUUGGAGCAUCUUGAGCGUGCAUACCUUCCUCCCUUCGGUGCCAACGGAGGCUCAGCUCAGCUCGGCUCCCAAGGAUCCUUCGGAGGUAACUCCGGAGCAUUCGGCGCAGCUGGCGCUGAUCAAUCAGGUGCUUUCGCCGGUGCCACCUCCAACCAGUACCUGCCUCCUGACCACGGACCCUCAGGAUCCAACGGAGCUCCUCAGUUCGCUGGUUCCCUCCAAGGUUUCGGCGGUGCCCAGAACUACCGCAGCCAGCAAUACAGCGGCCAGCAACAGUACUCUGCCCCCAGCUCCCAGUACUCUGCCCCCAGCUCCCAGUACUCUGCCCCCAGCUCCCAGUACUCUGCCCCCAGCUCCCAGUUCGGUUCCCAGGCCCAGUUCGGACAGCAAGCCGCCGCCAGCCGUCAGUACCUUGCCCCCCAGGCCUCCUCCCAGCAGUACCCUCAACAAGCCUUCGACGAGGAAACCGGAUACCAUUACUAAGUGUGCAUAGUUUAGCAUGUAAUCUUGUAGGCCAGUGACAUAAUUUUUAUGUGGAAUAAAUAGUUGUGUAUAAUAUAAA